This is a messenger RNA of Penicillium argentinense, 570 nucleotides long. Its product is annotated as ribosome biosynthesis protein NIP7. Gene Ontology annotation, molecular function: RNA binding. Lineage: Eukaryota; Fungi; Ascomycota; Eurotiomycetes; Eurotiales; Aspergillaceae. The coding region runs from base 1 to 570 and encodes 189 amino acids. The transcript has 5 exons. The record is from RefSeq and is a predicted model, not a curated record. Gene Ontology annotation, biological process: ribosome assembly; ribosomal large subunit biogenesis. Gene Ontology annotation, cellular component: nucleus; preribosome, large subunit precursor; nucleolus.
AUGCGCCCCCUCGACGAGAAAGAGACUCGGACUAUGUUCGAAAAGCUCGCCAAUUAUACCGGUAGCUCCCUAUCGAACCUCAUCGCCCCGCCCACCGAAGGGUCUGCUACGACUGAGCGCAUGGUUUUCCGAAUGAUUGGAACCUCCCGAUGCUAUUAUAUGCCCGAGCGCAUCGCCAACCUCGCCACAUCCAUCCCCAGAGACGCUCUUCUUACAUCCGGUACGCUGAUCGGCAAAUUCACAAAGACCGGAAAGUUCCGUUUGAACAUGACCGCACUUUCAAUUAUUGCGCCGCAUGCCCGCGUCAAGGUGUACAUUAAGAGCAACGGAGAAAUGCCCUUCCUCUACGGAUCUAAUGUCUUGAAAGCUCACGUGGCCCGUUGGUCUGAAGAUGCGCCUGAACACUCGGGUUGCAUUGUCUUCAAUUCUAAUGAUACCCCUCUUGGAUUCGGUGUGACCGCCAGAUCGACUGCUGAAAUGCGCAAGCUGGAACCCACUGCGAUUGUCGUUUUUGCCCAAGCCGAUGUUGGCAUGUAUUUGCGCGACGAGGAUACUCUUUUCACUACUUAA